CUUUCUUGGCCAGGGCUGAAGAGUCAUCAUCGGACAUUAUAUAAGGCGCCUCCAUCCUUUCUCCCCUCACUGUUAAUCCAUUUUUCUCACGAGCCAUCUUCCACCCUCUCGGCCAACCAUACCAAACACGCCUCCUCCCCAUUUAUCCAUUUCCUCUGAUUUCCUUACACCACCAACACAAUAUUCUGGUCAGAACAGACGAUUAGCAGGCACCUCCAUUGCUUUCUCGUCCUAGUAUGGCGCAGAAAUCUUCACACACUCCCGUAGGGGAGACUGCCACACACGUUGUCCCCUAUCCCGCAGCGAAGGUCCCAUCAGAGGGCGGAAGUGGCCAUGAUGCCCACCAGCUAGAGGAAGGCCAUGUUCCUAUGCCUGAAGAGAUCCAAUACGACACCGCCAGGGUCGAGAAGAUCUACCGCAAGCUCGACUUUCGAAUCAUCCCCGCCUUCUGGGUCCUUUACUUCCUCUGCUCCGCCAUCCGUUCCAACAUCGGCAUUGCCCAGACCAUGAAUAAAAACGUCCACCACGACCUCGUCUCCGUCCUCGGCCUGACCCCGAGAGACCUGUCCACGGCCCUCGCCCUCUUCUACGUCGCCUACGUCCUCUUCGACCUGCCCUCAAACCUGAUCAUGAGCCGACUUUCUCCCCGCGCCUGGAUGGCUAGAAUCGUCUUCGCCGUGGGCAUCAUCGGUUGUUGCUUCACGGCCGUCAAAGCCCCCUGGAGCGUCAAAUUCCUCCGCUUCCUGCUCGGCUUCGUAAUUGCCGGCAUGUGGCCUGGCAUGUCCUACUACCUGACGCUCUUCUACCCGCCCAGCCGCACCGGCAAGAGAAUCGGCAUGUACUUCACCGCGGCGCAGUUGUCCGCGGCCGUGGUCGGCCUGGUGUCGGCUGGGUUCCAGGAGAUGGACGGCCUAAGGGGAUUGACAGGCUUUCAGUGGAUGUUCCUCGUCUAUGGGCUGCUGGGCAUCGUGUUGGGCAUUGCUCUGCUUUUCUGGUUGCCGGACCGGCCUUUGGCUCCGGGCGAGAAGAGGGUCAGACACAAGUAUUUGAGUUGGUUGCCGACGAGCCCCGAGGCGUUGACGGGCGAGGACGCCUUGAUUCAUUAUCAGGAUCUCAAGAGGGUGUAUCACUCCAGACCUUGGAACAUGAAGGAUCUGUGGUAUGUCUUGAUUGACUGGCGUAUGUGGCCCUUGGUGCUCAUGUACUUUGGAGUCGUGGGUGUUGGUAUUGGCACGCAGUUGUAUGGGAGCGUCAUCAUUGCUUCCAUCAACCCGAACUUCAGCGGCAUCACGGUUAGCUUGUUGUUUGCGCCUAUUUGGAUGAUGGACUUCCUCGCUAUCCUCAUCUCUACCCCACUCGCCGACCGCUUCCACAAAUACCGCUGGGUCUUCUUCUGUGCCGGUUGUGUCAUCCAAAUUGUUGGCCUCAUCAUUGUUACCUUUGCCCUCUCCAAUGACUGGGCCCGCUACGGUGGCCUGCUCAUCAUCGGCUUUGGUCUCGGUCCGACCGUGCCCAACUGCAUGGCCUGGACGAACGAGAUCUUUCAGAAGCGACAUGGCGAGGUUGGUGUGGCCGCUGCCUCAGCUCUGGUCUCCGGGCUUGGAAACUUGGGUUCCAUCACUACCACGUACGCACUGUAUACCGGAUGGCCUGAAGAUGCGAAAAAGGGACCUCAUCAGUACCGCAAGAGCAACUACACCAUGAUUGGCAUUCUUGCUGUAAGCAUUGCAAGCACUAUUCUCCUGGCGGUUCUGCUCAGAAUCUUUGGCACUGAGCCCAGCCGAAGGUUUGUGGCAAACAGUGGCAGCUCUGAUGGAGAAGAAAUCAUCGACGGUGCUGCGUUGCGCGAGAGGCAGAUGCGUGGAUUUGGUGGGGUGUUGGGGAGAAAGAAGAACUAAUCUCUUCCACUGAAGAGAAUGAGGAGUUGAACUUGCGGUCUCGUCAAACCAUCACCGCCGAACUCUCCACGGAAGCACAAAGGGUGAAGCUUUGUUGCUGUCACACACAACCACCAGAAAAGGGCUACAUCUGAUGUGGUUCACCUCCGUCGCACCGGUUUACUUUGCGACACUGACCUUUACGACAACUGUCGAACGGCACCUAUCCGUUCACGACACGAUUACACGACAAACUUCUUGCCUCACUAAUCAACGAUGAUGGGACCGAGGGAAAGUGACAAUGCUUCUACGCUAUUACUUUGUCUUGGCCCAUCCUCACUUCAACACGAGGCAAGAUGUUACCCUGAGAAAAUAAUGAAGAAAGAAAAGACGACAAACGCGAAUACGAAACGAGGGGGACGAACGAGAAAAAAAUGGUGGUUUGCUUUUCGGUUUCUUUUGGCUUAUUGUUAUGAUACCCCAUCCGUGUUUAAAUACGCUGUCGCCUUUGCCGAGUUUUACCAGGAUACCCUUUUCAUAUCUUCCUCAUCAAUAUCUCGACAGCGACAGUGCGCUAACGCCAUCGCUGGGACGGCGUGUUGGGACCGAGUACCUUGAUCCCGAAAGGGAGGCGGCGACAAUGCUUCUACGCUAUCGCCAAUGCCGGGUCUCGUGGGCGUUUUUGCUUUUGGUUUUGCUUUAUACACAUACAUGUACCCUUGCCUAGAAACAAAGGGAAGGAGAAGGAUCACAUGUUGGGCUGUUGAUUUACAGAUAGACAGUCAUUCUUUGGAUACUAGAUCCCAAUCAAUACAGCACUACUUUGCUGGAACUUUCAUCAGU
This is a messenger RNA of Neurospora tetrasperma FGSC 2508, 2720 nucleotides long. RefSeq lists its product as uncharacterized. Gene Ontology annotation, cellular component: membrane. Bases 237 to 1898 code for a protein of 553 amino acids. Gene Ontology annotation, biological process: biotin import across plasma membrane. Gene Ontology annotation, molecular function: dethiobiotin transmembrane transporter activity; biotin transmembrane transporter activity; solute:proton symporter activity. Lineage: Eukaryota; Fungi; Ascomycota; Sordariomycetes; Sordariales; Sordariaceae. The record is from RefSeq and is a predicted model, not a curated record. The transcript has 3 exons.